GUUACGUUAAUUAUCCUAACCUAGUACGAAUAACCGGAAUAAGUUACUUCCGGUCAUAGCUUGUAUCGAUGUGGCGUGUACAAGAGUGUUUGUCGAUUUUAACGGGCUUCACACGAGUUCAUCGUCACUUCCUGUAACUCGCGGAUAAAGACGGACCUGGCAGCACCGAGUUUGGGAGCUUCGCGGGUCAAUUUUUUGAGUUUGCUUGGCGUGAUCCGAGUUACAUCGGAGCCAUCAGAACUGCAACUAUGGUAAGCCUUUAUUCUUGACUCAAUUGAGGUAUGAUCCACGUGUUUUAUGAUAUAUUUUAGUUUUUUAUUCAGUGGAAAUGUAAUCUGUCCCAGUGAUGAACGUCAGUGCAACGUAGGCUUGUAGGCCUUUGUUGCACUCGUAGCUAUUGAAAGACUACGAUGGCUAACUAGUUACAGUCGCUAUUUGAAACAAAUUGCGUACGGUAUGAUCAUGUUGUGUAAUGUGCUUUCGCAUACAGUUUUGACCAGCACUUCCAUGCCAAACCAAACCCUGGCCGUAGUUGACCAUGACCAGAACUUGUUUAGCUAACGUAGCUAGCUAGCGUUAACGCUAGUUGGUUGGCUGCAUGAUCAUGCCUGGCUGCAUUCAGCCACGUUAGACUUCUAGGCCGCCAACGUUAUCAUUAUUGUAUGUUGCCAUCGAAAUGUCCACCUGACAAUGUCCUUGUUUUUGUCGUGGCAGAAGUGCCGCUUGUUUAAUUGUUCAACAACUGCUAGGCCAGUUUUUUUUUUUUUUUUUUUUUUUUUUUUUUUUGUAGCUAGCGUUACUUGGCUAAUUUACUAGUUGGGCUAGCUGGACAAUUAAUCUGUAAACCAACCAGGUUGUUCAAUCUAGAACCUACCUAGUUUUCUAGUUGCAACAAUCAAGGCUCCUCCUUUUUGAUCUUCAGGUCUGAACAUGAUCAGAUCGUUUGUUCAGAAUUUAUUAGUUUCCCUGCCAGCAAUGAUGGCCAAUAACCAGUGGGUAACUUGGAUCAAUGUGGGAUGUUUGGGUUUUCUUAGUAUAGUGUCGUCGCAAAUUUGAACGAAUUGAUUUACACCUCUUAUUUUGCAGACUGUUGGAAAGAGUAGUAAGAUGCUGCAACACAUCGACUUCAGGAUGCGGUGCAUCCUGCAGGACGGUCGUAUCUUCAUCGGGACUUUCAAAGCCUUUGACAAACACAUGAACCUCAUCUUGUGUGACUGUGACGAGUUCAGAAAGAUCAAGUAAGUAAUUGGGUUUCUUUGUAAAGAACAAUGAGUAAUUGCUUUUGGGUCUCAAUAUCCUUAAAUCUGCCACUAUCAAAUGGGGUGAGUUAAGAAAGGUAGAGACCAUGGUUCUGUUGCAGUGAUUGAUCAUUAAAGCUGAACCUAAUGUUGAAACAAUGCAUUAGAGGUGAGCCAGCAACUGGAUGGUUGCCAGUUCUAAUCCUGGGUCUGACUGUACAAAUUUGACAGGAAGUAAGAUGGCAACUGGAGGGUUGCUGGUAUCAGAUCCUACAUGCGAUCAACGGCCACUUUGCCCUUCAGCAAGGCACUUAAUCCUAAUCUCAACCGAGAACAGUUACCACUAUCCGUCCAAUUGUACACAAGGUCAAAAGGAAAUGUGACUUCUGCUUUAUCCCAACUCCUCCGAAAGACUCAACAGGUUGGCGCAGUUGUGGGGGGUUAAGUUUGUUAUAUUCCUUUCCAGACUAGGAUAUAGAAGGUAAAUGUAUAUUGUGCUUUAACCCCGACUCUCCCCCUUCUUGACAGGCCCAAGAAUUCCAAACAGCCUGAGCGUGAAGAGAAGAGGGUACUGGGCCUUGUGCUGCUCAGAGGAGAGAAUCUGGUCUCCAUGACAGUGGAAGGACCCCCUCCCAAAGAUGUAAGACAUUCCUCACCACCUUCUGUAGGGUUUCUGUUGUGUACAUUCUCCGUGUCUUUGUCAUACUGAAGGCUUUUUAUCAGCCAGUGGGUUUCCUAGUUAAUGGUUGGCUUACUUGGAUCAAUGUGGGAGGUUUAAAAGUUAGUUCGUUCUGUGGCAGUGAUGAUCAUUUUAGCUGAACCUGAUGCUGAAACCAAUUGAAGCAGGAUUACUCUGAGCCCAGAGCCAUUUACUUAACUGAGUUUUAACUUUACUUAGAAAUUCAUGGAACUGUUAUCUGACCUAGUGUUGCCCCUGUUUCAGACUGGCAUUGCCCGUGUGCCCCUGGCUGGUGUGGCAGGAGGCCCAGGAGUUGGCAGGGCAGCUGGCAGAGGCGUCCCCGCUGGAGCACCCAUGCCCCAGGCACCCGCAGGCCUCGCUGGGCCGGUCAGAGGAGUAGGCGGCCCCUCGCAACAGGUAUGCCCAAGGUCAUGGGUCACACGUUUCCUCUUGUGAUCCCAUCUGCGUUUUACUGGAAACUAAACAUGGAUAAUGGCUAUAUGGUGGACAAUUACUGGUGAUUAGCUUUCACCUUUUCAGUUCUUGGAAGUUUUAAAAGGUUGAGACAUUGGUUCUGUUGCGGUGAUGAAUUUCAUUUGAGCUGAACCUGAUGCUGAUGAAGCUCAUUGAAGCAGGAUUACUCUGAGCCCAGAACCAGUGACUUUCCAAGGAUUUUUCUGUAAUUUAAAUCCUUGGGUGGGCAGUCUAUAUUUUUUUUCAUUUAGCCAAAGUCCAAACAAUGUUUAUAUACAUUUUUAAUUGAAAUGAUUAAAGAUGUAAAGUAUGUGGAGAAGAUGAUGGGGACCUAUAUAAUCUGACAACUAACAAUCACCUAAAUGAAACUGCCAGUAUUUAAUAGGAUUUGAUCGCCCUGUUGAAGCCCUGGUGCUGCACCACUUGGUUUGACCACUGAGUGUUAAAUACGGUGCCUUACCCCCCCCCAAGGUGAUGACCCCACAGGGCAGGGGAACAGUCGCUGCAGCAGCAGCUGGUGCCACCCUCGCUGGUGCCCCCACACAGUACCCACCAGGCAGAGGAGGACCCCCUCCCAUGGGUCGCGGUGCACCCCCUCCAGGUAAGGACUGAAUCACAACGGCUACCUAGUUUUAAUUUGAAGUGGAAAGAAUGAGACCUUGAUUCUGUUGCGGUGAUGAUUGAUCAUUAGAGCUGAACCUGAUGCUGAAACAUUACUUCAGCAGGAUUACUCUGAGCCCAGAACCAUAUGAUCAACUUUUGUAUUUAGCAAGUGUAUAUUGAUGCUUGCAUAGUCAUUUCUAGACUAGGAUUAACAUAAUCAAUGCUUUGCCCCCUACAGGGAUGAUGGGCCCUCCCCCAGGCAUGAGGCCUCCCAUGGGUCCUCCAAUGGGAAUGCUACCUGGCCGCGGAGGUCCAAUGGGCAUGCCCCCUCCCGGCAUGAGGCCGCCACACCCAGGCAUGAGAGGUGAGGGUGACUUACAUUCAGGAUUCUGAGUAAAGGAGUUUAAUAUAAUGUUUGGCUGCGUUUACACAGGCAGCCCAAUUUUGAUCUUUUGCCACUAAUUGGUCUUUUGAUCAAAAGAUCAGAAUUGGGCUGCCUGUGUAAACGCAGCAUUUGAGACAUUGGUUCUGUUGCGGUGAUGAUUUUCAUUUGAGCUGAACCUGAUGCUGAUGAAGCUCAUUGAAGCAGGAUUACUCUGAGCCCAGAACCAUGCACUCUCAGUCCGAGGUUUCUUUCGUUCUAGGGAGGUUUUAUGUUAAAAUGAGUUUUAAUGCUUCAUUAUUUGACCCGUGGCACUGUUUCCUGUUAAUCCUGAAUAUUCUCUCGUUCCAGGACCACUUCCCCCAGGAAUGCGUCCCCCCAGACCUUGAGUCGCCCCACUGGACUGAUGUUGUCUUCUAAGUGUACUCCCUACAAAAUGGUUCUCUUUAGGCUCCUGUAUAGUUUGACUUUUGUAUUUUUGUUUUGAUUUUUUAAUAAAGUGUCAUCGACAAUUUGUUUUAAAAUGUCGGCCUCUGACUGACUUGAUAUGCAGAUGUAUGUUGACAAGUGAAUAGUGAUUCCAUGUUUGGCUGAGGCACAUGCUCAGUGAGGGUGAUUGUUGUACAGACAAGAUGGUGGUCUUAAUAAAUGUAUCUGAAGAGAGCUUGUCCUUGCCACUUGCGUUUAUCAAUCAACCAUGCUUUCCAGUUAUUCCUAUUGAU
Molecule: messenger RNA, 4098 nt
Organism: Coregonus sp. 'balchen'
Lineage: Eukaryota; Metazoa; Chordata; Actinopteri; Salmoniformes; Salmonidae
Source: the annotation of a GenBank genome assembly